Molecule: messenger RNA, 3616 nt
Organism: Exophiala oligosperma
Lineage: Eukaryota; Fungi; Ascomycota; Eurotiomycetes; Chaetothyriales; Herpotrichiellaceae
Exons: 5
Coding region: 191-2899 (902 amino acids)
Biological process (GO): regulation of DNA-templated transcription
Cellular component (GO): RSF complex
Source: RefSeq, a predicted model, not a curated record
CUCUAGUUAGCGAAAAAGACGCCGCAGUCUAUGAUUUCACUCCCACAGCACAACCACCCGACCUUAGGAUAUUCAUUGUCCGACAAAGAUGUUACGCGUCAGUAUCUGAUGUCGUUCAUCUAAUACUAGUCAGGAGGCCUUCGCGUCGCCAUUCACCACCUCGUUACCUCUUCCUUCUCCUCCCUUCACCAUGCCCCGAAAACGUACCCGCGACGAGAUGGAGGCCUCUGCGCCCGAAGAGAAGAAGAAGACGGAGCCUUCCUUCCUGCAGAGAAUACGAAACAUGUGGGAAUUUGCCUCUACGAUGCAGUUCAUCUUCAUGUUUGGCAAAGCAAUCAAGAUUGACGAAGACUUUGACAUCGAGGACUUUGAGGAAGAAUGCCUGAAGCCUGGUUACUCCGAAAAACUCGAAGAGAUAGGCUUGACCCUACUCAAAUGGAUCUCAUCGCAUCGUGGGCUCGAUUAUACCAUCUGGGAUGAAUAUACUCGACGUCAGUAUCUGGCCAAGGCACCACACCUCAACCCCUAUGGCGCAGAAGAGACACCGAAGCGGUUCCGAGACUUCGACAUCGUUACCAAGAUCAGAGUGCUGCACCAGUUGACGGUAUGGACGUUUUGGAACCCUGAUCGCAUAAGAGAGAAGAUGCCUGAUCAUCCGCGUGAGGUCGAUCAACUAGAAUGGCGAGUCGAGGAGUUUGGUUACGACCGUGAUGAUCGACAAUACUACCUACUGGACGACAAUCGCUUCUACCGUCGGACUGAACCUCCACUGCCACCAGCGUCCAAAGCCAAGCCGAAAGCCAACUCGAAGAAAGCAAUUGCCGCAAGACGAAGAGAGAGCAAACGAAGAAGACUAGAGGCUGAGUUAGAGGACACCACAGAUGAAAAUCACGAAGAGAUUGACGAAAGCCAUAUGGUUGAAGAACAGACGAAGGAGCCUUGGGAGAUUGACACCUUUGGCGGGUUCAAGUGGGAGUGCAUUGCCAUCACUCUUACAGACUACCAUGAAUUGUGCGAAUCGUUAAAGAAGUCCAAAGACCCCAACGAGAAGGUUUUACGAGACCGUCUCAUCUCCGAAGUCAUACCGAUCAUCGAAGCUGCCGAAGAGAAGCAGCGACGAAAGAUCGAGCGGCGUCAGCGCGAACUUCUAAUGAUGGAGAAAAUGGUUGGAGCCAAACGAUCUAGUCGAUUGGCAGACAAGCUGGACCGUGAACGACGCGAAGCCGAAGAAGCCGAGGCUGAACGGAAGAAGCAAGCUGAUCUCGCGGCUGCCCAUCGAGAAAUGGAGAGACAGGAAAAGAUGGAGCAGGAACGGCAAUCCCGGAUGUUGACCCGAGAGCAGCGCAUUCGGGACAGAGAAUACAAGCGACUCCUUAAGGAGGAAGAACUUGCCAGAGAUGCCAUCGAACAAAAGAAGAUCGAGGAAGGUGAAGUCAGAGGGUCCGACCGUCACCUGAAACAACGCAUUGAGAAGAAUAAAAAAGAACUGGAAGAUCUCAACAAUGAGGAAGAAUGGACCUUUGACUGCUCAGGCUGUGGUGUCCACGGCAAGAACAUCGAUGAUGGCUCACACUGUGUUGCUUGCGAACGAUGCAGCGUCUGGCAACAUAGUAAGUGUCUGGGUAUUUCAAAGUCUGCUGCGGAGAAGAAGGAUUUCCAUUUCGUUUGUAAAGAUUGCAGACGAAAGGAAGAAGACGCAAACAAGCCAAAAAUCUCCCUCAAAUUCAAGGUUGGCACGUCUUCCUCGCCGGCACCCCCAAGUCCAGUAGCGCCUGCGGCACAACAGUCAGCAUCACAGAAGUCGACCCUUGGCAGCGUUGAGAUACCGAAACAGAAUGUGGUUCGGCCCGCCAGCCAGGGCUCCAUGACGAACGGAUACCCAGGACAACAAUCAUCGCCGUCCAGUCACCCACCAAGCUCACCAUAUCAACCUCGACAGAUCCAGAGUAAUGGCUUAUUCCAGCAAUAUCCACAAGCUGCCAGCAUUCCAUGGCAACAGCGAUCACUACCCCCAGGUCUUAGCCAACAAUCUCCGGGCUCUGAUCAGUUCGUUCAAUAUGUGCCUGGUUAUCCUGCCCAACAAUCUGCACAUGUAGUUGGGAACGGCUUUGUUAGAAGUCCACCUCCUCAAUCGGCCGCGCAUACACCCUUUCGAAAUGGUGCUCCUCUUCAACCCCAGAAUCAUUCUUACGAACAACGAGCCUUGGUAUCUGCACAUGACAGUCCUCGCCAGCCAACACGGUCGCCUGCACAUGGACAAUCAACAAACAAUACUGGUCGUCUUCCAUCCCCAGUUUUUAAUCGUCCGAUGAUGUCUCCUACCCAGGGCAACAUGGAUGUUGGACCGGUUGCAGGAAUUCCUCAGAAAUCUCCAUCUCUUGGUCAUAAUACCGUGAAUGGUGUGCCUGUGAAUGGCCUUCAGCCUCAUCAAAACGGACUCAACACUACCCAAGCGCAUGCGACGCCCCGUGCCUCGUCCCGACCUCAAGAGGCUCAGACGCCUACCACACAGCCCAUCUCGGGACUUUCCCCAAGAAAGCAACCUACACCCCAGCACUUCCCGCCACCUUCCAUCAUCCCCCAGAAGCGAAACAGUAUGUCUCCGACCUUGCCACCGAAUGCCAUGGCAGGUGGCCAUGUCGAGAGGAGGACGGUCAGCGGCACGCCUGUGCUUCCACCCAUCGAGAACCUCCGACCCAGCCCGGAGCAGAUGAGGAAGAUGAGCAGCAAUGAACCCGUCCCGACCCCGAGCAAGCAACCUCAACCUUCUCCGACAACGGCGGCGGCGAGUGGCGAGAAUGGCGGUUUUGGCCAUCACCACAGCAGCAGCAGUCCGCCUCCCGAUAAGAUGGAGGAUGUACAACAGCACGUCACUGGCGCGGAGGUGAAGACUUCAUGAUGACAAUUAAUGUGAAGAUGCGACGAAUCCAACGAAGCUAGAUUUUGGAUGGGGACAUCUUGGGACGCCUGGUGGGGUAUGAUUAUGGUCAUGAUUAAUAUUCCUUCUACGGUCAUUGCGUGCAUUGGUAACCACGAUACUGGUGCACAUGCAGGGGAAUGAUAUCGCCAGGACUGUUUGGAUUAGAUUAGAGAGACGAAAAGGCGAUUGGUUAUUCAAAACGCGUUGUUGGAUAGUACGAACCUCCCAAUGCAAUGUCCGCUAAACCUUUCUAUGCUUGUGAAGAGACCAUUGCAUACUCAUUACACCAAGGGAAAUCAGAGACAAGUGCCAUAAUUUGCGACCACCGAUGUUAUCGCCGUCUAUCCCUAACGUGUCUAGUUUGAAACUGUCGUUGAAGAAAAUCAAAGAGGAAUGGAGAACGAGACGCUGAUUGUAACGCAGUAUACAGGAACGUUAGGUGCUGGUACACGAUCAAAAGUGUUGUUACAGUACACCGCCAUCCACGUGUUUACUGAUGACGUUCUUGUUAAAUCUCGCUCCGUCUCGCCAUUAUGGCUUUAACCGUCGUGUCGAUUCGAAGCAAAUAUCAAGUGGUCCUCAUGACCUCUUCCAUCUUGGUCAAGGCGUCGACGGCGCGGAAUGGUUUGGGCAGGACGGCGUCGACUCCGGCCUCCAUGGCCGAGGCGAUCUGUUCGGAGCGGGCGUUGGCCGUGA